Molecule: messenger RNA, 1503 nt
Organism: Chironomus riparius
Lineage: Eukaryota; Metazoa; Arthropoda; Insecta; Diptera; Chironomidae
Source: the annotation of a GenBank genome assembly
AUGAUAGCUAAUAACUACUUGAAUUAUCGUGACAUGUAUGGAUUGAGAUAUUCGCCUAAUAGGAAAUUUCUAAAAUUAGCAAUUGACAGUCAUGAAGCUAAUAAGAACAGUAAUAAAAAUAAUAACUUUUCAAUUGAUGAGCCAAGUAAUGAUUAUAUUGUCACAACUAUUGCUGCAAGUAUCGAAAGUGAAGGCAUUUCACCUUUGUCGGGUGAAACUUUUACAGAAAUAUCAACAUUGCAGACUUUGAAAGAAAAUGUAGCACAAAACAGUAAUGAAAAUAAAAGUAGCAACAAUAAUGGUGUUAUUGACACAGCAAAGCAAGAUGAAGCAAACAAGCAUCACAUAAUGAAGCCUAACAACAGAGUUGAGCAUGCAUUAAAUUUUCUUGCAAACAGAAUGAAACAUAUCGUUUAUUAUGGAAGUGAUCAAAAGAUACACGAAUCGAAGGUUUCACCGCAUUUGUUAACACUGGGAAAAUUUCUGAAUUUGUUUAGCUUAAUCAGAUUUGACAAUAUGCCGUGUCUUACGGGACGAAAACCAUUGAGGCAGCUCAGUGGCACAUGUCUCAAUGAAGUUGAAUGUGUAAAUUCAGGUGGCAUUAGUAUGGAUCGUUGUGCAAAUGGAUUUGGUGUUUGCUGUAUAUUUAAAAGUUCUUGUGGACACGUGACAUACCAGAAUGUUACGUAUUUUGAAAGUCCCAACUUUCCAUUAGCAUCGCAAAAUAAUUUAGGAGCCUGUACGCUUACAAUCUUGCUAGCACGAAAUGUUAAGCAGCUUUUCUUAGAAUUUAUCUUUUUCGAAACUUUACCACCCACGAAUGGGAAUUGUAUUCAAGAUCAAUUUACAAUACAUACAGAUACCGGCAGUAUGCACAAAGAAGUUCCAAUUAUUUGCGGUAUAGCUACAGGACAACAUAUGUAUGUUGAAGUAUCUGGCACAGAAAAAAUAUUCUUAUCGUUAUUGACAAAUACAGCUGAUGAUAGAGCAUUCAGUAUCAAAGUCUCUCAGUUAACUAUGUUUGAUAAUGUAGCACCAAGUGGAUGCUUGCAAUACUUUACACAAACUAAUGGACAGAUAAAAAGUUUCAACUAUGAUGAUGGAUACUCACAAGUGUUGAAAUAUCGAAAUCCAAGCUAUUUCAACAACAUGAAUUAUGCAAUUUGCAUUAAAAGAACUUGGGAUCAUUGCACAAUAACUUACACAAAUGAGUAUAAAGGAGUAGAGGAGGUCUUUGAACUCAUAAAUACAGAUGCUAAUGGUAAUAUCAUAGCACCAGGACAGGCUGGAGCAGAAAUAUUUGGAUGUCCUGAUGACUUCAUAGCAGUAAAUUACAUACGAAUCUGUGGAUAUAAGCUAAAUGAUGGUGCUGUAACAAUUAACUUUAAUACUAAUGAACCCGUUAAGUCUAUAAUGAAUGGUCCUAUCGUAAUGCCAGUUAAAACAAAUAAUGAAACUGUUGGAAGAGGCUUUAAUAUUUAUUACUAUCAGCAAAAAUGUUAA